Molecule: messenger RNA, 1349 nt
Organism: Drosophila albomicans
Lineage: Eukaryota; Metazoa; Arthropoda; Insecta; Diptera; Drosophilidae
Product: retinol-binding protein pinta
Exons: 4
Coding region: 136-1080 (314 amino acids)
Cellular component (GO): membrane
Molecular function (GO): phosphatidylinositol bisphosphate binding
Source: RefSeq, a predicted model, not a curated record
UGUGUGUGUGUGCACAUCUAAUUAUCGGUUUCCAAUAAUCACCAAAACAGAAGCCGCCUGCUUGGAACCGUAACGAUUAUCGAUAAGCGUGGAAAAGUCAAUAAUAAUAGUACUACAGUGAAUAACAGUUACACAAUGAGUACAAUGCAAAUACGUCCACUGAAGCCCGCCCUGCAGGCGAUUGCCAUCGAAGAACUAAAUGAGGUGCCCCACCGGGUGGCAGAGGACAUCGCUGCUCUGCGUGAUUGGGUGCUGAAGCAGCCACAUCUGCGCGCCUGCACCGAGGAUCAGUUUCUGUUGGCCUUUCUGCGCGGCACCAAAUUCAGCUUGGAGCGAGCCAAGCAAAAGUUCGAUCGAUUUUAUACUCUCCAAGCAUCCAUUCCCGAGGUGUUUAAUGAACGGCGAUUGGCCACGGAUCCUUUGGUGCUUGAGAUUAUACGAUCCGGCAUCUUGUUGCGCAUGCCACAGGACGAGGAUGAUGCGGGUCCUUGUGUGACCAUUAUACGCGCUGGCAGCUACGACACUUCGAGAUUUAAAUUCCAGGACAUCAUCCGAGUUGGCUCCAUGUUUGGCGAAAUAAUGAUGUUCGAGGAUGAGAAUGCCACAGUUUCCGGCUAUGUCGAAGUGAUGGACAUGAAAGGCAUCACCGGAACGCAUUUGUUUGCCCUGCAGCCGGAAUUAUUGCGCAAGUUCUCCGCGUAUGCGGAUGAAGCGAUGCCCACCAGACAGAAGGGCAUACAUUUUAUCAAUGUGCCGGCCGCUUUUGAGGCAGGUUUCAACACGUUGCGCUCCUUCUUUUCUGCCAAGAUCAAGAGUCGCAUCUCGGUGAGCUCCGAUCCGGAUGCCAUUUUCAACAUUGUGCCUCGCGAUUGUCUGCCUGUGGAAUACGGUGGAACUUUUGGCCUCAUGGAGGACAUUAGUCGCGACAUGGAAGCCAAGUUGAUGAGCUAUGAAUCCUACUUUGUGGCAUCGCAGCAUUUUGGCACCGAUGAAAAGCUUCGCGACUUUAGCAAUCCUCUAGAGGAUAAACGCUCCUCUUUUGGCGCUGUGGGUUCGUUUCGCAAGCUGGAAAUCGAUUGAUAAGCGAGGAUUAUUCCCACUCGCAUUGACAGACGGAUUAGCUUUAUUAGCACACACCACGGUUAGGUUUAAGUUGUAAGUGUUUUAUCUUAUCGCAUUACCCGAAAUGGGUUUCAAAUGCUCUAUACUCUAUAAUAAGCAGUUGUUAUUCCAUUGUCUUGCCUAAUCUAAUGUUUUUUUUUUUUAAUAUCUGCCAAUUAUAACUGUGUCUAUAAAAAGUUUUAUUGCUUUGCAAUAAUCUCUUUUUAUUCCGGAACAUUUUGUUCAUA